Molecule: messenger RNA, 476 nt
Organism: Hibiscus syriacus
Lineage: Eukaryota; Viridiplantae; Streptophyta; Magnoliopsida; Malvales; Malvaceae
Product: profilin-4-like
Exons: 3
Coding region: 12-476 (154 amino acids)
Cellular component (GO): cell cortex
Molecular function (GO): actin monomer binding
Source: RefSeq, a predicted model, not a curated record
AGUAAGUGAGAAUGUCGUGGCAAACUUACGUCGAUGAGCACCUGAUGUGUGACAUCGAAGGCACAGGCCAGCACCUAACAGCCGCCGCUAUCAUCGGCCAUGAUGGCAGUGUCUGGGCUAAGAGCUCAGCCUUCCCUCAGUUAAGUGGUAGUGAGAUCAGUGACAUCAUGAAAGAUUUUGAUGAACCAGGCCAUCUUGCACCUAAAGGCUUACACCUUGCUGGUACAAAGUAUAUGGUCAUCCAGGGUGAGCCUGGUGUUGUCAUCCGAGGCAAAAAGGUUAUCCAUUCCAUUAUUUCAUUACACCUACAUUUUUUUACUGCUAUGCAAAUGGGAAGAUGUGGAGCAGGAGGAGUGACUAUAAAGAAAACAGGACAGGCUCUUAUAUUUGGUGUGUACGAAGAGCCGGUAACCCCAGGACAAUGCAACUUAGUUGUUGAGAGGUUGGGUGAUUAUCUUGCUGAUCAAGGACUCUGA